UACAAUUCCAUACUAUAUUAUAUAUACCCACAAGUUGUUCCUUCCAUUUUCACCAGUUUUUAUAUAUAAAGAAAGAAGAAGAAAUGGCAGUGCUGAAUGGCUCAAAUGCCAAGCUGUUUUCGACACCCAAUUGCUUCCUCUUCUUAUUCUUCUUCUUCUAUCUGAUUUUGCUUCUUUCAGUUCUGCUUCCUUUUUCACAGCUUGUACUUUCUUACUCUUCUGCGGUUAAGUUUGUCCCUGGAUUUGAUGGACCCCUUCCUUUUGAGCUCGAAACAGGUUAUGUGGGAGUGGAUGAGUCAGAGGAUGUGCAGUUGUUCUACUACUUUGCCAAGUCGGAUUUGAACCCAAGAGAGGAUCCGCUCGUCCUUUGGCUAACUGGAGGCCCUGGCUGCUCUUCCUUCACUGGUUUUGCUUAUGAAGUAGGUCCGUUGAACUUCAAGGCCGCGCCAGAUGAUGGGAGCCUGCCCACGGUAGUUACGAAUCCAAACUCCUGGACCAAGGGGGCGAGCAUGAUAUUUGUAGAUUUGCCGGUUGGUACUGGAUUCUCCUACCCAAGAACAUCGGCGGCUGCUCACUCUACAGACUUGCAAACAUGUGCCCAAGCCUAUGAAUUUAUGAGAAAGUGGUUGAUUGAUCAUCCAGAAUUUCUCUCAAACCCGUUUUACGUAGCUGGAGACUCGUACUCAGGCAUUACAGUUCCAAUCGUUGCUCAUCUAAUUUCAGAUGGAAAUGAAGUAGGCAACAAGCCAUUCAUAAAUCUCAAGGGAUACGUACUUGGCAACCCUGUAACGUUUCUCCUUGGGGACGGAAAUUAUGCUAUUCCAUUUGCUCAUGGAAUGGGACUAAUUUCUGAUGAACUCUAUGAGUCACUGCAAAGGAAUUGUGAGGGAGAGUACAUGAAUGUAGAUCCAAGCAAUGCUGAGUGCUCUAAUGAUGUUGAGGCUUAUUCUCAGUGUAUCAGUGGAAUUCAAGCAGCACAAAUUUUGGAACCUCUAUGUGGAUUUGCUUCUCCGAAACCACACCAGUUCUUUGGUGAAAGAAGAUCUCUUUAUGAUGAAAACGCGGAGCUCCUCCUUCCUGAACAAUCGCCUUGUGCAUCUAAUCGGGUUGAUGGAUAUCAGCUUUCCUAUCGUUGGCUUGAUGAUGAUGGCGUCCGAGAAGCACUCUGUGUUAAAAAGGGCAGCAUAGGGCCGUGGAUAAGAUGCAACUUUACCUUGCCUUACACUUCUACAAUCACAGACAGUUACCAGUAUCAUGUAAAACUCAGCAUUAAAGGUUACAGGUCUCUCAUAUACAGCGGUGAUCAUGACCUGAUUGUUCCAUUUUUGGGAACUCAAGCAUGGAUUAAAUCACUGAACUACUCCAUUGUUGACGACUGGAGGCCAUGGACUGUCGAAGGCCAGGUUGCCGGUUACACAAGGAGCUAUUCCAAUGGGAUGACAUACGCCACGGUUAAGGGAGGCGGACACACCGCUGCAGAGUACAAACCUUUUGAAUGUUCAACUAUGUUCGAAAGAUGGAUAUCUCAUAAACCUCUAUGAAUUAUUUUUUAUUUUUUAUUUUUUAAAAGGGAAAUACACCUCUACGAUCGAUCUUCAUCUUUUCCAAAAGGCUAAGAAAUUCGCCCGCAAUCUCAAAGUUGGAAAAACCCAUUCUGGGUUAUAUGGUUGUUCGUUGAUAUAUUAUGCUUCAAUAACAACUCGACCAAUAGAAAUGAUAUUCAUCACUGUAUGGAUUCGUAGAAUAUUUCUAAACCUUACUGAAAUGUGAAAUGUUAUUUUCCUGUUUUCUAAAGUGAAGGACAUCAAAUGUGCUUUGUGAUUUGGUUCCAGGCGAAUCAGCUUCUUAUAGCAGUAGAUUGAAUGUAUAGAAUUUCUUGCCUUCAUGUUUGCCUGUAAACUGUUUUUUAUUUUUAUUUUAUGGAGACGGUUUGUCUGCCGUUGGGACUGUAGACUGCACCCCAUGCAGUCCGGCCAAC
Messenger RNA from Rhododendron vialii, 1978 nucleotides. Its product is annotated as serine carboxypeptidase-like 2. NCBI's taxonomy places the organism in Eukaryota, Viridiplantae, Streptophyta, Magnoliopsida, Ericales, Ericaceae. Gene Ontology annotation, biological process: proteolysis; secondary metabolic process. The record is from RefSeq and is a predicted model, not a curated record. The coding region runs from base 84 to 1541 and encodes 485 amino acids. The transcript has 14 exons. Gene Ontology annotation, molecular function: serine-type carboxypeptidase activity; acyltransferase activity, transferring groups other than amino-acyl groups.